Messenger RNA from Parastagonospora nodorum SN15, 672 nucleotides. RefSeq lists its product as hypothetical. The transcript has a single exon. The coding region runs from base 1 to 672 and encodes 223 amino acids. Gene Ontology annotation, molecular function: protein binding. The record is from RefSeq and is a predicted model, not a curated record. Lineage: Eukaryota; Fungi; Ascomycota; Dothideomycetes; Pleosporales; Phaeosphaeriaceae.
AUGGCUUUGCCAACGCCGACAAUUGAUCUCCUGCUGAACCUCAUCGACACGCGCCCACAGGCUAUCCUCACGUCCUUGGCACAGCAUCCCCAGCUCGCCUCUGCCCGCGAUGCGCACGGCUAUUCGCUAGUGCACGCAGCUGCAUCCUAUAACCAGCUGGAAGUGCUCCGCGACCUGGUCCAGAAACACAGCGCAAAUGUCAACAUACUAGACGAAGACGGCGAGACGCCCCUAUUUGCGUGUGAAAAAGCCGACGUCGCAAAAUGCCUGGUGGAAGAGCUCGGCGCAGACUCGUCGAUACGAAAUGAGGAGGGCAAGACAGCCGAAGAGAAGAUUGGCGAAGAGGAGGGCGAGGCGAACGAGGUCUACCAGUACCUGAAGAGCUCAAGGACUGGGGGUGCGCCAGCCAGCGCAGGCGAAGUCGAGACGGCAGACGUGCAUCCCCCACCCCCGCUGCCUGAUGGUUUGAACGUCGAGAUGGGAACCAUGUCAGAGGAGGCUGCUGGCGACGCGCCAGAUCCUGAGAUACGGCGGCGCAUCGAAGAGCUCGCUGCGCGUCCGGACUACGAGUCGGAGGAAGUGCAGAGGCAGUUGCGGGAACUGGUACAGGACGUUGUUUCGGGCAUGGGUGGAGAGCAAGAUGGUCGCAGUGUGCGGAGGAGAGUUGAUUGA